AUGGAGAAGAUUGAGCACUUGAAAAGAGAGAUUGCGCAGCGGGAGGCUGAGUUGGAGGAUCUACGCGCACAGCUUGCGGAAGCAGAAAAGCUGAGAGUCGUCGAUAAUGACAGGGAUGAUGAGAAGAAUCUAGACGGCGAUGGUGAGGAGGCGUGGAAGUGGCCUUUGGAGGAGCACGAGUAUGAGAGGUACAGCCGACAGAUGAUUGUGCCCAAUUUCGGACUCCAAGGGCAGCUGAACAUCAAAAACGCAAAGGUGCUCCUCGUCGGCGCGGGCGGGCUGGGAUGUCCGGCGGCGGCGUACCUUGCCGGCGCGGGCGUCGGGACGCUGGGGCUCGUGGACGGCGACGCGGUGGAGGUGUCGAAUCUGCAUCGGCAGGUUGCGCAUUCGACGGGGAGGGUGGGCAUGAUGAAGGUUGAUUCUGCCGUUGCCUAUCUCAAGGGGCUGAAUCCUACCAUCACGUAUCAUGCCCACGCUACACAUCUCACGCCGCAAAACGCAGAGGAAAUCGUCUCCGGGUACGACCUCGUCCUGGACUGCACCGACCAUCCUACCUCGCGCUACCUCGUCUCUGACAUCUGCGUCCUGCUCUCCAAGCCGCUCAUCUCGGCCUCUGCGUUCCAGACGUCGGGGCAGCUCAUCGUGCUCAACAACCCGCCCGGGAGAGGGCCCUGCUACCGCUGCGUCUUUCCGAAGCCGCCCCCUCCGGAGAGCGUGGUGGGCUGUGGCGAGGGGGGCAUUGUAGGGCCUGUGGUGGGCGUCAUGGGCGUUUUGCAGGCGCUGGAGGCGAUUAAGCUUCUUGUGCGGGGGGAUCAUCACUUGAAGAAGCGUGUGGACGAGGAACAGCAGCAGCAGGAGGUUGGAAUGCUGCUGUUCAGCGCAAUGGGGGAUGUGCCCUUUCGGACGGUCAGGAUGAGGGGGAAGAGGAAGGGCUGUUUUGCGUGCGCGGGGGAUGCUUCCGCCUUGACGCUCACAGAGCUCAAGACGUCGUUGGAUUACGUCCAGUUCUGCGGCGUCAACGAGCCGGUCAAGCUGCUGCGGCCGGAGGAGCGCAUCUCGGUGGCGGAGUACGAGCGGAUAGCACGGGAGAAGCGGGCGCAUGUGCUGCUCGACGUGCGAGAGAAGGAGCAUUUUGAGCUCUGCAGCAUCCCGGGGUCGGUGAAUGUGCCGAUUAGUCGGUUUACGGCUCGUCGAGAGGGGGCGGCGCAGGAGCUGGAUGACUUGAUACCGGGGGGCGUGCCUCCUGAUGCGCCGAUAUACGUUGUUUGCCGGGUGGGCAACGAUUCGCAGGUUGCGGCGAGGAAGUUGAAGGAUUGGGGGGUUGGUCGGAACGGGGAGCGGUUCAUCGGGGAUGUGCUUGGGGGCUUGAGGGCGUGGAAGGAUGGGGUUGAUCCGAGUCUGCCUUUUAUAUAGCA
This is a messenger RNA of Trichoderma citrinoviride, 1415 nucleotides long. RefSeq lists its product as hypothetical. Lineage: Eukaryota; Fungi; Ascomycota; Sordariomycetes; Hypocreales; Hypocreaceae. Gene Ontology annotation, cellular component: cytoplasm; cytosol. Gene Ontology annotation, molecular function: thiosulfate-cyanide sulfurtransferase activity; URM1 activating enzyme activity; adenylyltransferase activity. The record is from RefSeq and is a predicted model, not a curated record. Bases 1 to 1413 code for a protein of 470 amino acids. The transcript is spliced from 4 exons. Gene Ontology annotation, biological process: tRNA wobble position uridine thiolation; protein urmylation.